Nelumbo nucifera (sacred lotus) is the source of this 2010-nucleotide messenger RNA. RefSeq names its product protein NRT1/ PTR FAMILY 5.2-like. Lineage: Eukaryota; Viridiplantae; Streptophyta; Magnoliopsida; Proteales; Nelumbonaceae. Gene Ontology annotation, biological process: dipeptide transport; transmembrane transport. Gene Ontology annotation, cellular component: membrane. Gene Ontology annotation, molecular function: tripeptide transmembrane transporter activity; dipeptide transmembrane transporter activity. The record is from RefSeq and is a predicted model, not a curated record.
UCGACGCUUAAGCAGAAGGCAGAGAUAAUAAAGUAGCCUAGCUAGCCCUCAGAGUCAACCAUGUCUGGGGAAGAAGGGCGUGGUGAUGAGUAUACGCAGGAUGGGACUACAGACCUCAAAGGCAACCCAAUACUUAGAUCUGAGAGAGGUCGAUGGAAAGCUUGCUCCUUUAUCAUUGUGUAUGAUGUAUUUGAACGUAUGGCCUUCUACGGAAUAUCAUCGAAUCUGGUGAUAUACAUGACAAGGGAGCUACAUAAGGGCACGGUGGCCUCGUCCAACAGUGUCACCAACUGGGUGGGAACCACCUGGUUGAUACCCAUCUUGGGUGCCUACGUCGCUGAUGCACACCUUGGCCGUUACUGGACCUUCCUCAUCUCAUCCGCCAUUUAUCUCUUGGGAAUGGGCCUUCUAACACUGGCCGUUUCGCUCUCUUCACUGAAACCACCUCCUUGUAAUCAAAUAGACGUUACAAACUGUAAGAAGGCCUCAACAUCACAAAUGGCUGUGGUCUUUCUUGCACUGUAUGUACUUGCAGUGGGAACGGGUGGAACGAAGCCAAACAUCUCCACCAUUGGAGCAGACCAGUUUGAUGAUUUCGAUCCAAAGGAGAAGGCCCUUAAGCUCUCCUUCUUUAAUUGGUGGAUAUUUGGAAUAUACCUUGGCACACUCAUUGGAAGCACCUUCCUUGUGUACGUACAAGACAAUGUGGGCUGGGCCUUGGGCUAUGGGAUUCCAACGAUUGGGCUUGCAGUGUCCAUGAUAAUCUUCAUGGUGGGCACACCCUCCUAUAGGCACAGGGCGCCUACAGGGAGUCCUUUCACCAGGAUGGCCAGGGUCAUUGUUUUUGCCCUAUGGAAAUGGAGGGUGUCCAUUCCCAGUGACCCGAGUCAGCUCUACGAGCUUGACCACAAGGAAUACGAAGCAAAAGGGAAGUUCAGGAUUGAGCAUACAGCUUCACUGAGGUUCUUUGACAAGGCCGCUGUGCAAACGAGCUCAGACUCUCCAUGGAAGCUAUGUCCAGUGACCCAGGUAGAAGAGACCAAACAGAUGCUGCGUAUGAUCCCAAUAAUGGUAACAACAUUCGUUCCCAGUAUAAUGUUCGCUCAGAGCAUUACCCUUUUCGUCCAGCAAGGUGUAACUCUUGACAGACAUCUGGGGAACUUCCGAAUUCCUCCUGCAAGCUUGAAUGGAUUUAUAACGAUAUCCAUGCUCAUCUCCAUCGUUAUAUACGACCAGGUAUUCGUUAAGGUGAUCAGGAAGUGGACCAAGAAUCCGAGAGGAGUCACCCUCCUUCAAAGAAUGGGAGUUGGUCUUGCUCUCUACGUUGUGGUCAUGUUGGCUGCAUUUCUGACUGAGAGGAGGAGACUGAGGGUGGCCAGAGAUCAUGGGUUGGUAGAAAAUGGUGGAGUGCUUCCUCUCAGCAUACUCACCUUGCUCCCUCAGUUCGUGCUCAUGGGGGUGGCUGACGCAUUUCUAGCCAUAGCAACCACGGAGUUCUUCUACGACCAGGCGCCUGAGAACAUGAAGAGUUUGGGAUCUUCUUAUACCAUGACUAGCUUGGGGGUCGGAAACUUUCUUAGUACAUUUGUUCUCACGACUGUGUCUCAUGCCACCAAGAAGAAUGGCCACAGAGGAUGGAUUCUAAAUAACCUCAACGCCUCUCACUUGGACUACUACUACGCAUUCUUUACAGUAUUCAACUUCUUGAACUUCAUCCUCUUCCUUGUUGUGUCAAGGUUCUAUGUUUACAGAGCAGAGGUCUCAGAUUCAAUGCAAGUGCUUGAGAAGAAACUUCGAAUGUCAUCACGUAAGGCCACUGUCACUAACAGAGAGGAGUUAGGGAGAUAGAAUUGGAUCAAUUAAUACUGAUCAGUACUGGAUUUAGUGAGAACGUUGAAAUGAAUUUAAUUGGGAUUUUGAUAUAGCUAGAAGCUAUCUUCUAUCUGGAAAAAAAAAUGCUACUUCUGAGUUCCUAUUUGCAUAUCAAGCGAUGGAUCGGAUCAUUCUUGA